AUGAUUCGUCGCACCUGCGCCAUCUCUCGCCUUUUUAACUCCACCUUCUCUCCGCCCCUCUCCCUCUGGCAUUUGCGCCUCUUUUUCGCCAUCCUUUUCUCUAUCUCUUUUACCGCUACGGCUUUAACCACCGCUCGUCUACUUACUGCACGAUUUCUCAGCCAACAGCCCUUCCUUCACCUCGGCACUCUUAUCUGCUGUACCGUUGGGUUAAUCCGUUGUCGUGGAAAUCAUCUUCAAAAGGUUUUCUGUACUUCGCACAUCUCUAAACGACUUCGUCAAGCAACCCUCUGUGCUUCGGUUGCUAUCACUCUCUCGGCUCUUGCUUCUCUUCCCACUCCAACCUCUGUGACUGCUACAACGUCGGAUUCUGAUGUUGCGCAUCUUGACAUAUGGCUUCUCCUGGCUCUCACGCUCUGUGUCCAAGUCUUUCUUCCCAUUUGUCGAGUACGGCAUCUUGUGUGUGUAGUCAUUGCGCUGGUGCAUGCUGUCAUAGUGGUUUUUAGGAGGGUCACCGCUAGUAAUGCGGCGAUUCUCAGCGGCGGUGGCGGUGAAUGUUUCUUGUGUUGGAAUUCGUGUGACGUCCGAUUUUGGCGUAAGGUUGCCUCAAAUCUGGUAGCUUUCACACUGACCAACUUGAUUGGUUGGCAUCUGUCUUGUCAAAACUACCUGGAGCGUUGGAGGUGUCUUUGUGUUGUACUGCAUGCCGCCGCCAGACAGUCGACUCUGCUUUCGACUCAGAAGAAACUCAACCGAAUCUCACGGGCUAUCGUGCCUCCAGCGUUGACAACUGAUUUGGAGCACGAUUUUUACUCUCCUCCUUACGUUUGGUCUUCUCCUCUGGUCAUUUACCUUCGAAAUGUCAGCUUCCUCAGCGCUGAAUUGGUCGGUUUUUACACCUCAAAUGGAGCUGGUAGCGGUUGUGCUGGAGGCGGCUUGUCACCGAUGCUUCCCAACACUGGUGUUCCAGAAGUUGAACGUUAUCCACAGCCUGCAGCUCAACACGUGGUAACAUUUACGAAUCAACUCAUCGGUCAAAUCAAAGCGCUGUGUGAGAAUCAUGGUUGCUACGCCGUUCAUGUACGACCGGGUGAAGUUCUCUGCAUUGCGGGCUAUCCAGAGGUGCGUGUCGAUCAUGCAAACUCCUGUGUCCAACUGGCACUCGCAAUUAACCGGCUACUGAGAUCCAUUUCCAACUCUGCGCGCAUCCAAUUGGAAGCACGAAUGGCAAUCCACACUGGAGAGGCAUACGCUGCAGUGCUGGGUCAAUCAGCCCUGACCUUCGACCUUUUGGGAGCUGAUGUCUUUCAUCUCCGUCGCCACCUUCGUGCUGCUGCCAAACCGGGACGAGUUCUGGUUUCGAGGGCCACAUUUGACCAACUGCCUGAAGGCUACGAGGGCGAACUGGGCCCAACAGUCGUGGAUCCUUCCGCAAAUCGUCACGUUUUCCACUGCGAAACGCUUUACGUCCAACCUCGCAAAUCUGCCGACACAUCCGUCUCCUCUACGGAAUGCCUCGACUCAAGGUGGCCAAAUCUUGGUGAAUCCAUUUCAACAGGUGGUCUUGCACAAGCCUUUGCAAGACUGGCGCACCAAAUAACUCUGGAAAGUGCUGAGUCCUCCAACUCAACAGAAACGUCCACCUUGAUUUCAAUACUGCGUCAUAUGAAGAUGAAGGAGGAAGGCAUGGAGGGAGAGGAUGAAAUUGCAGCGUGUCUGAAAGGACUUUGCGACCACAGAUGCCUUCCGAUACAGGUGUAUCAACGAGCUCAAAGUGGAUCUGUACGUGAUAUCAACCAAUCCGGAGGCAAUAGGUGGGUUCGCAACCCGGUCAUACAAAUGAGAAAUCCGGGAAAAGGAAAGCAGGAGAGUUUGCUGGGUUUCCAGGCAUCUCAAUCAGGUCUUAACUUAUCCUCGGAAUCACGGAAGCUUUCAGUUGAUUCGAAGGUCAUCUGUGAAGAUCUUCAACCAACUCCAACGAAAUGCACCUCCUGUCCAACGCCAUUUCUGGGUCCGAGCAUCGAUGCGAUGUGCCCACUGGCAGAGGCAGUUCUAUGGAAUCGACUAUUUCUUCGGAGGGAUCAACUCAAGGUCUUGCGAAAUUCACUGGCAUGGAUGGUGCUUCUGCUGGUGCUCCUGGGAGUGGCCGGCGGCCUCUUGGUAACAAGGGUCUCCUUCGCGCUGAUUGUCUAUCCCUGUGUGAUCACAUGGUGUCUCCUCUUGCUUGUCACUUUCUCAAUCCGUCGACUCGACGAUUUUACCUGUUUCCCGGUGACUUCACGGCAAGCUUGUGUGGUAUUCACCCUCUUCCUUCUUCUCGCCUCUCUACUCUUCAUGUUGUUAGCCGACACGCACGACAUUGAUGUUGCUAGCCGUGGCAAUGGUAGUAAUAAAUGUCGUUUCUGGGGUUUGGAAGCCGGUGACUCAUUGUGGCACCUGAUUUGUCUGCAACGAAUCUUCUCCUCGUUUACUGGAGAUAAUUUCGGUCCUCCUGAGGCGGUUGAACAGUCUACAACCGUUGGAUUAAUGUUUGUCUCCUUCGAAGUACAGCAACCCGUUAGCGAAUUCACAACACCAUGGCAACGCACACCACAGUUGAGCACCACCACUGUACUGGCCUGUCUCAGUCUCCUCCUACUACUCACCCUGACACCCUCUGUUCCGCCAACACCUCUCAAUAGUGCCAUCAUUGCUGGAAUUUUCUCCGGCCUUCAUAUCACCUUCGCUACCACCCGUUUCAUCCAUCUUCCUGCUCCGCCUUCCAACAGCAGUUCGACGUUUUUCUGGACGACCUUGCUACCCAAUUCCUUGGCAGCUCAUCUCGUAUUCGUUCUUCUUGUUUGUUUGCUGCCAUGGCAAACCGCAAAACUGCAUCAUUGGACUGAACAGUGGGUUAAAAUUCUGCUAGAGCAAAAGGUGGAUCUAAUCGGCCGUCGUUUUGCACUAGAGCACUUAUUGGACAAUCAAAUUCCUCGUGCUCACUUGCCAACAGAACCCACCAACACUCUUGCGGAGUCCUGUACAUAUCCCUCAAGCCUUUCUGAUAUGUUCCCACCUCGAGAACAUCUCGCUACCGCUGUAAUUGCUGUUGCUAUCCACGGCACAGGCAAAGGUGAUGAUAUGCUUCAGUAUCAACGGUCGCCAAUUCGAAGUGCUGCGUUGAGCCAAUCUAUAACCACCACUGCCACCGCCUCCUCCUCCUCCUCCUCCACUGCUAGUCGUCGAUCGCGCGAGGCAACGGUGAUUGCAGACGCUGUUCGUCGACUUAACCGUCGCAUUUGUCUCAUCGACCAAAUGGCUUGUGGUGGUGACGCAGAAAUGAUGGGAAAUGCGGUGAAUAGAAUCAUUAAGUCACUGUCAAAACCUUCUCUCCCUCUUGUCAAGGUCCAUUCGGUGGGAAACUGUGUGGCCUACGCACUUCUUGAUGCGGAUUCAAAGGAUUCACCGUCGCAACUAGGUCUCUUCGCUGCCUUCCUCAUCCAGCUGUUCGAAGAACUGGAGAGUCAGUGUCUUCAAAAGUCUAGUGAAGAGUUCCGGAGUGGAGAUGAGGCCCUCGCAUGUCGUCUACAAAUUGGCCUUCACAUCGGCGCCACGGUGAGCGGUGUAGUUGACGGUCCUCAGUUUCUUCUCCUUCACGAAACCCUCGAUUUUGCCCUCCGCCUUGCCAACGCCACUCCUCCUGCCCCGAUAGAUAGAUCGCUCCUCCUUGCAUCCGCCGAUUUCACUGCCCGUUGGGGUACCGAAUCGUUGGUCGGAGCGCAGCCAAUUGGUGUGAACGGCGGUGGAGGCAGUACCAGUGCUAGCGACGUGUUUCUCUGGUCCACGGAAAUCCAGCACAUCCCACAUUUGAUCGCUGCUAUGAGGCCGGUUCUUAGCACUGCUAUUCAACCACCUGUGUUUCGAAAUAGAUCAAAAAAGCCACUUGCGACACCGCCAAACUUGGAGCAUCCUCGGUCUGCAUCCUCAUUGGUUAAUUCGAAUUCUUCACCCCCACCACCACCUCCACCACCACCACAUAAACGAAAUUACGCGGUGGGCGAGGCGCGAUACCAAAAUCAUAGUUCUCCACUUUUGCCACGACGGGAUCGUAAACUGUCCUCGCCCCUCCUACCACCGCGUCACUCCUCUCCUCCCUCUAGAUGGGCUCAAAAAUCCGUGUCCUCGGAUGGCCCUAAAGACGGGGACAACGUUGAUAGAGCCUGUUUCGCUAUGGCCGAGGUGGAGAUUGUCAACGGUUAUGCUCAGCCCACGACUAGAUUGGUAGGGAGCAGUGCAACAGCUUCUCCUUACUGCGUCACUAAGGACUCCAGUGGCUAUGCCAACCAUCAAAAUCACCAGUCCUCUCUGUUUCAGCCGAUAUUUGAGCCCCCCAAAACUACAAUCGACGUUGCUGCAACUUCAAUCACCUCUUCGGACAAUGUCUUUCUCGCUCUUGAAGGCACCUGUGAGCGUGUAGAAGCCUUGCAAAGUGAGGCAGUCACCAGCCUUUCCUCUGCAUCACCUACAACCACGGCCAACACGCAUCAUCACCAUAGCAACCCUCUCUACACUGACAACGAGUACUAUGAUGAUGAGGAUGAGGAGGUGGAGGAGGUUAAUGGAAAUAUCAUUGAUGGUGUCAAACAGUCAGGAGACGAGAUGCCAAGUGGUUGUCUAGACGCUGGUGUAGAAUGGAUUCAACGAGCUCCAAUGUUGGGAGACUUUAGUGCCUCGGUUAUCUCCGGAUCCAACUUUCCAAACUACCGACGUCCUUCCACACCACCUUCCAAUCCACGUCAAACACUCUACAAUCCUCCAAUUGUUGUUGGCGCCACUGCUUUUGCAAGUGGCAAUGGUGAAGUUCAGAGGAGGACUUCUGUAAAGCUGAACGACAAGGACUCCACGUCAAUGGAUUUGCUGAGCAUCUGUGUUGUUCCUUCCGUUGCCUGCGACUAUGAAUUUGAAGCUGGAAUAACCGACUUCAGCGUCAACGACGACGAAGAGGAAGAUGACUUGGAAGCCGAGAUGGCAAACAAUUUGACACAUGCAGAGUCCGGUGACGUUCCUCUGUUGAUGGACACUUCUUGGAUGACUUCCACCGAGGGUGGUGGUCGAGUUGAUGGCGUGCCAUCGAAGACACCGAAAAUGAGUGACUCCCUGCUGGUAGAGACUGGAGGUCCACUGGAAGACGAUUUCUCGGAGUUCUCGUCCUCUGCUGCCGUCGCUGCUGUUGUCACUGGUGGUGAUGAGGAGGUCUCUUCUUCUACUCACAUCCAUCCCACCUACACAAGCGACCCAGCUGGUGAUGGUGAUAUCAACGACGAAGAAGGCGACGACUCCGUCUUCCUCCCCCCUGCCUACUUCCCCCUCACCAAUCAAUCGAGCAAUCAUCACAGACAAGGACGUCGUCUGCCUGACAUAGCUCCAGUCCGUCUGCCCAACUUCGCCGCAGCAGCUAAUCUGCAUCCACCACUCUCUGUAUCUGCAAACAAGGAAAUCGUCAAAUCACCCUCUCCACCCCUCCUGGUGGACCUUACCUGCCCCCCUUCUCCUCCUCGUAACAACGCCCCAACAAUGAUCGUCACUGAUGGACUGGAUAUGGCCGAAUACGAUAAUUUGGAGAACGCCUACUCGUCAGUUGCGCCAACCAAUCGCACGCCACUGCGUCCGACACCGCAAUACAGUGGUUGGCGGCCGCGGGAUGUGCGUGGUCAUCGACACGGAGGACUGCAUCCUCGUAAAGUCGAUAACCCUUACCAACGACACCUCCGUCUCAACGCGCACAUCGUGGAUGAAGCGCGUCGAAUAUGUCAACGUCUACACGCUAUGGGGUGGCAGUCUGCGCUGUCGUUGCGGACGCAGUCAUCGCCUUCAGCUUCUAGUUCGGAAGACCCAUCAAGCUCCAAUCGCCACAACGAGGCACCACCUGGAAAAACUAUUCUACUUCUCCCACCACCACCACCACCACCGCCACCACUACAACCACCGUCGGUGCAUCGAUAUAUACGAACUCCCAAACGCGGGGAUUACGUCAACUCUCACAGCCUUCUUCGACGUCUUCAAGGCUUCGACAGUGGAACUGUUACCACGGUCACCUCACAAAUCGAUGACGAUCAAUUGACUGACGAUGGAACAUUUGAUAGCGAAUUUCCAGACGAGGUAGAAGGCAAUAUGGUGAAUGGCGAACCACAAAGCGGCUCACUUCUGAUCCCUGCAGAUCUUUGGCUUGAUGUCGGUCGUCCACGUUCUCUAAGCAACGACUGUCUCAUAGUUCACCACGACAGCGAAAAUGACGAUGACAUCGACGGUUUUUCCCACUGUUCUCAUCCACAUCGUGGUGGAGGUGUCCUUGCUCGCGACCUUAUUCUUCGUCGAGCAGCAAAUGUCCGACAGCUCCUCCCACUCGAACUACAGCCCUUCAUGAUGCCUGGAUGCUUCAGCAGUGUCUCUGUCACCACCACCACCACCUACGCCAAAAGUAGUGGCACUGCUGCCGUCUCGCUUCAGCGCCGCGGCGACCGCAAUGGGCAUCGACAUCAACGUGGACGGCGUCGUCAUCUCCUCGUAGCAGUGCGUGGAGGUGUGAAGAGGUCCUCCAGUGAUCCUCUUCUUCCAACCGGUGUAGCUGCCAAUUUGGAUGUCAGCCUUAUUUGA
Messenger RNA from Echinococcus granulosus, 6633 nucleotides. Its product is annotated as Ca(2+)/calmodulin-responsive adenylate cyclase. Bases 1 to 6633 code for a protein of 2210 amino acids. The record is from RefSeq and is a predicted model, not a curated record. Gene Ontology annotation, molecular function: adenylate cyclase activity. The transcript has 31 exons. Gene Ontology annotation, biological process: intracellular signal transduction; adenylate cyclase-activating G protein-coupled receptor signaling pathway; cAMP biosynthetic process. NCBI's taxonomy places the organism in Eukaryota, Metazoa, Platyhelminthes, Cestoda, Cyclophyllidea, Taeniidae.